Messenger RNA from Radiomyces spectabilis, 2955 nucleotides. RefSeq lists its product as uncharacterized. The record is from RefSeq and is a predicted model, not a curated record. Gene Ontology annotation, cellular component: plasma membrane. Bases 141 to 2903 code for a protein of 920 amino acids. The transcript is spliced from 5 exons. NCBI's taxonomy places the organism in Eukaryota, Fungi, Mucoromycota, Mucoromycetes, Mucorales, Radiomycetaceae. Gene Ontology annotation, molecular function: calcium-activated cation channel activity.
AAAAAGAGACAAUAAUUCAAGGUUGGCCUUGGUCUUUUUUUAUUGGUUUUUUUCUAUCCUCCUCCUUUUUAGCCUUGUUUCCACUGACACUUGGCAUUGUUUUUUCUUACCUGUUGUCUAACGAAUUCCAAUGAUUUAGUAUGGCUACGAUAGAAACGGCUUAUUACGUUCCUACACUUCUCGGUCUUUCCACCACCUUUGGCAUAUCUUGCACCAUCAGCGCUGUAUGCGUCAUUGCAUUCGAAGGCUGUCGAAGGCUAGACUCCAUGCAAUGCCUUUUCUCGCCUCGUACUCGAUUGCUCACCAAUACAGCCCCUCCUCCAUUAUCGAAAACACCUUUUGCAUGGUUGAAAGCAACGUUUUGGUUGGACGAACCGUACUACAUCCAACGAGUCGGACUGGACGCUACCAUGUACCUUCGUUUUCUACGCAUGGCCGUCCAUUUUCUCGUAUUGCAAGCCUUGAUCGUCUGUCCUGUGUUGCUUUCCAUUCACUGGACGGCGUCACCCUGGGAUCAACGAAGCGAAUGGGAUAUGACUCAUACCGCCCUGCCGAAUGCCACCCUCGACGAUCACCACGUCGACCAAUUUCGAAGUAACUCGACCUUGUACUCGCUGUCCAUUGCCAACAUACCCGAUCAUAAUCCCAUCCUGUGGGUCCAUGUACUUUUCAUUUUCUCCGUCAGUCUCACCUGGCUGUGGCUGCUGUUUGUGAACCACUGGCAUCACUUGCAGUUACUGCAGGUCACAGGUCCUAGUCACUUGAUUCAUGCGCGGUCCAUCCUGAUAUCCAAUGUACCCAAUCACCUUCGGAACGAAGCUUCACUACGCUACCAUUUCUCCAGUGCGCAAAUCGGGUCCAUUGAAUCCAUUACACUGGUCAGUCGUACCGCAUGCAAAGCAUUGGAACGAGCUUUUGUGCGGCGAGAAAAAUGGCUCGAUCAAUUAGAAUUCCAGCUUAUUGCCCUGGCUCGCAUCAUCAUUCAAGAAGAUAAACCAGCAUCGGUUCUUUUCGAUGAGGACCAAUGGACGGAAUUACCGCUAAAAGCGCAGAAACGAGGCAUCUCUUUGGAAGCCAUGCAGGAGUUGAUGGACCAAUUGGAAGAACUUGAUAGUGAGAUUAAACGCCUUCGCAAUGUGAAUGAGUCACCCGAAUAUUACAUGCCCACCGGCACUGCAUUCGCAACCUUUGCAUCACCACAUUCGGCGCAAAUUUGUGCCCAGAUUGUCACGUCCUGGAAACCUGGUGUCAUGGAGACCCGUAUGGCGCCGGAACCCAGGGAUCUUUUAUGGCCAAGUCUGUUACGAAGAGGACGUCGGGACAAGAUGAUGGGCAAAUUGCGCCAAUGCGUUGUAUUCAUUGCCGUCUGGACGCUCACCAUUUUCUGGCUGUUCCCGAUUUCGUUCAUUCUCGGUUUAACGUCGAUUGAUUCUCUGUCGCAACAUUUCGGAUUUCUUCGAUAUUUCCUCGAUACAUCCAUUGUCGUGCGCAGCUUUAUUCAGAAUAUCCUUCCCGCCUUGCUCGUCACCUUGUUUAUGAGUUUAUUGCCAUGGAUCUUGCUCGAAAUAUCAAAGCAGCAAGAUUUCGUGUCCUACUCGGAAUUGGAAGAUUGCGUGCUUGGAAGAUAUUAUCAUUUCGCUAUUUUCAAUGUGUUGAUUGUAUUCCUUUUGGGCACGACAUUUCUGUCAACGAUGUUGGAUGUAUUAUAUGAGCCAGGCAAGCUGAUUCAGUUGCUCGCUAAUUCGCUGCCGCAGGGAGCCAAUUUCUUCCUUAACUACAUCCUGUUCAAUUCCGCCACCCACGCCAUGGAACUGAUUCAACUUGGAUCUCAAAUUUUUGGUCAUCUUAUCCUUACCGUACCGUGGAUUUCACGAACCCCGCGCAUUCUCAAGCGAUUCACAUCGCCGUGGUCGUUUCCUUACUAUUACUAUUACCCUAAUCACAUCCUCGUGCUGGUCAUCACUGUUACGUACUCGGUCAUUCAACCUCUUAUCCUUAUUUUCGCCUUAUUCUAUUACACACUAGCUUUGGCUUGUUACCGACAUCAGUUUGCCUAUUGCUACGUGCGUCGGUACGAAUCCGGCGGGUCACGGCACUAUCAACGCAUGGCACGGUACACGUCGGAUGGACUGCUUAUAUUUCAAUUGACAAUGGUGGGCUUGUUCUACCUCAAAGGGGUGCUGUCAGCGGCAACGGCGAUUCUGCCUUUGAUAAUCUUUACCAUUUGGACCAAAGUGAAAUUUGUUCGCCUGUUUGCCCGCCGGGCUAAACAUCCAUACGUAGGCAAAUUCACCACGGCAACGAGCAAUGAUCCUGCGAUGGCGGAUGGAGCGUCCGCGACCAAAAAAUUCCAUCGACCUAUUCCUCGUUCACGAUGGCUCGCGUCAAUUGACGAGAUAUGGAAGUUCACCUAUUUAAAGGCUUGGUGGGCUCACGGACGGUACGCGUCGCAAAUUUUUGCCCAGUCCAGUGUGGCCGACGAUCCAAGCAGUCGAAAACCGGUGGUGGUGGAACCUGAAGAGGUGACUGCGGCCUCGCGUCUGCGAGAAAUGAGCGGAAGCAGCAGUACAAACAAAAGCGUGCGUGCAAGCCCCACCAGUACCUUGUGUACGGACGAGCAGUUAUUGAAAGAAGUGGACGAACACGACUUGACCGUAUUACCAAACGAUGCGAAAUCGGCCAUUGACACUUAUGACCAUCCAGCUCUGGUGCGCGAACUGGACAAUACUUUGUAUCUACCUCGCGAUCCCACCCUCAAAAGGUGGGACUUGAAACAGUGUAUCAAGCUCCAACUAGAAAGUAUGCACUAUGCAUUACAGCAACUCAAAGCUACGUCCCCCUCCUCCGACAGCUCGCCUCCGACGCAGCGUCCUUCCGGAGAAAUCCAGAUUCAUGUAUCAUAGAAUUCGUCUACACAUUUAUAAGAAUAAAAAAAAACUGCAACGGCUACCAGCA